AUGUCCCAGAGAGGGACCCUGAAGAAGUUCUUCGCGGAGAAGGGCAUAGGAUACAUUGCGCCUGACGAUGGCAGUGAAGAUGUGUUCAUUCAUUUCCAGUCCCUGAUAAACGGUGGUGAACCGGACAUGAUUCCGGGUGCCAAACUUAGCUAUGACCUGGAGAUCAACGACAGAAAUGGCAAGACCAAGGCCGUCAGGGUGAAGAUCGAGGUCCCCGGUGACCCGAACAACCAGUGGAAGGGCGGUGGCGGCGGCGGCGGCGGCGGCGGCGGCGGUGGCAAAGGAGGCUACGGGAAGAUGCCAGGCAAGAGAAGUCAUGGAGCAGGCCCUUAUGGUCAGUCCGGCGGGGGUGACUAUGGAAUGGGCAAUCUGGCAGCUGGCUAUGACAUGAACGCUGCCUACUGGGCUUCUUUGUACUCGCAGGCUACGCAGGCAAUGCAGGCUUCAGGUGGAGCUGGGAUGGGAGGCGGUGGCGACUAUGAUCAAGGAUACGGCGGCGGCGCCUACACCCAAGGAGGCUGGCAGGGUGGCGCGGGCAAAGGCAAUACCCAGGGGUGGUAA
Effrenium voratum is the source of this 561-nucleotide messenger RNA. The record is from the annotation of a GenBank genome assembly. NCBI's taxonomy places the organism in Eukaryota, Dinophyceae, Suessiales, Symbiodiniaceae.